Cyprinodon variegatus (sheepshead minnow) is the source of this 4387-nucleotide messenger RNA. RefSeq names its product B-cell translocation gene 1, anti-proliferative (gene btg1). Gene Ontology annotation, biological process: negative regulation of cell population proliferation; negative regulation of mitotic cell cycle. The transcript has 2 exons. Gene Ontology annotation, cellular component: nucleus; cytoplasm. The coding region runs from base 290 to 829 and encodes 179 amino acids. The record is from RefSeq and is a predicted model, not a curated record. Lineage: Eukaryota; Metazoa; Chordata; Actinopteri; Cyprinodontiformes; Cyprinodontidae.
UCUGGAGAAGAACAGCAAGCCGCAAGGGUUGGUGCAGGUUGUCGUAGGACCCUCCCCCAACCCCCCCUCUGUAUUUACGAAUAACAGACGCUUGUUUCCCCGAUACAGAUCAUCCGGGAAAACGACAUCAUACCUCAACUAAUAAAUGCCAAGAAAAGCAGAAACAAACCAGGAUCGCCGCACUGCAACGAGAGGAAAGACGAACUGUCGGAAAAACACGUAAAAAAAAGGAAAAAAAGCAACAAAAACAGCAACAAAAACGCACGGAUCGUCGCCGUGGCCUUUCUCAAUGCAUCCCCUUUGUGCCCGUGGAACGAUGAAACCAGAAAUAACUGCCGCUGUGGGGUUUCUGUCGAGAUUUCUGAGGGUAAAAGGACACGUAAACGACCGACAGGUCCAAACAUUCAGCCAAAGCUUACAGGACAUUCUGGCAGAGCAAUACAAGCACCACUGGUUCCCAGACAAGCCCUGCAAGGGCUCAGGUUACCGCUGCAUCCGCAUCAAUCAUAAGAUGGACCCACUGGUAGGGCAGGCAGGCCAGCGCAUUGGCCUUACCAUCCAGCAACUCUACCUACUGCUGCCCAGCGAGCUUACCCUCUGGGUUGACCCCUUCGAGGUGUCCUACCGCAUUGGUGAAGACGGCUCCAUCUGCGUCCUGUAUGAGUCUCAGCCCGGUCCUGUCGGCAUGCCCCUGUCCGCAAGCUCUGCCUUCGGACAUGGGUCUGUCGGCUCCAUGGAAACACGCCUCAGCUGCAAGGAGGAAAUGAGGGUGUUGGGCAGGAACAGCCCCUCCAAGGCCUACAAUAAUAUGAUGACAGUGUCCGGUUAAAGUGGUGUGCGGUCACCCCAGCCUACUUUUGUUCAGGGUUACACAGUGGCUGGUCAGAUCAUGUGAGCCCUUUUAAAGCUAAGAAUAUGAAAUGAAAUAGUGAAAGAAGAAAAAAAAAACAGAGGAUGUGGCCUAUCGUCCAGGUGAUGGAAACCUAUUGGUUCAAUAUUUUUUACCUUCUCUGCCAGCUGUCAUCUGUUGUGUUGUCAUUGGAUCAGCUGGGCACUCCGUUUUCUUAACAAGAGGCUUUGUGAAAAUCGUACUGUUGGGGCAGCUAAACCAUCCAACCAACCAAGAAACACCUACCCCGCAAUCAUCCCCAUGGAAAAUGGCUCCGAAACACCCAGCACCCCUUACUUAGCUUUUAACAUUCUAAACUGCUCCAUCUCAGAAGGGGCUAUCAGCAUUGACUUUGCACUUUCUAACUUUCAUGUGGGUACUAUUGGGUACUAUGGCAAGAGCAGACUAAAUUGGGAAGAUUCCCCUGCCCAAGAAUUUUAAACAUUUAAUUGGUCAUUGGUUCUUUUGCUUGGGUUCGGAGGAAGUAGAGGUUUAGGUCCUGCAAUAGCAAACCCAAGCUAAAGAUAAAGAAAUAAUCAAUAAUGGCACCUCUAUUUCUAGAAAAACAGGUUUUGGACCACAACAAAACAUUCUUUAUCAUCUGGCUUUUAUAACAAUUGUGGUCUUUGCUCAUCUUGUGACACCCAUUGAUACCAUUGUGUCCAAUUGCACUGUCAACCGCCCCAUAUUACCCAUAUACGUGUAGCUUCUUUGGGGAUCUCUCCCCCUCAAGUCCAUGAAUGUUGUUGAAGUUUGCAAUCAGGAUCCAUCACUGGUGUUAUUAUAUUUGCCCCACUUUGUCAUCUCACGCAUUACCAAAAGUAAAAUUGUAGCCAAGAGGGGCAUUGGAGGUGCUCUGUUUACCCAAAUGAUGGUCUUGUGGCCCAGUUUAAGUCGAUAUUGAAUGCACUUUGAUGUGAGAUUGUGUGGGGUGUGUACCUUCUCGGAGAAAAAUCGCCUCCAUUCCAUCCAUUCUAUUGGCCUCGUUUGCCAUGGCAGUUCUAGAUGGUUGUUCAAAAAACUGGUGUUUUAGUGUCAGUAAGGGACUGUGCAACGUCAUGUUUUUGUAGACAUUAACAUUUCAGGGUAGUUCUUGGGUUAAGAAUAUUUUGGGUAGUUAUGGUAGCAAGACUAUUUAAUACCUUAAGUCACUGCUGAUUAGGCCAAAGUUCAGUCACGUUGCACCCUUUUCUCCAAAACCAUGAUUCUGCUUGCAGAGUCAAAGAAGAAAAACACAAGGUCGGAAGCAUAGGCUAAUAUAAUUGGGUACCCUGCUUUAACACCUCAUUGUCCACCUUUAUGAGGGAUUUAUGACCAUAAGCUAAAUUUGCUACUUGAACCCUCAUUUGGGGUGUCCAUUUUCCAGUUUAUGGCAGUUCCAACUCAGCCAUCGGUGUUUGAACCUUAAAAUGCCACUCCUUUGCUUAGACCUCCUGUUUCACAAAAACCAAGUUGGGAUGCUGCUAGCUGACCCCUGUGUAUGCAGAUAAACUUAAUGUGACACAUAUCACCCUUCAUCAUCGCGGGGGAGCUGGGUAAGGACGGCCGAGGUUGGGAAGCUCAGGUGUGAGAGAAGCUGGGGGGUCCAGGGCCAGACUCUUUUGUCCAAGGCAGCUAAAAUCCCUCCAGCCCCCCUCCUUCUGAUUUUAAUUCCCCCUGAAAUCUGCCCACCUCGACCAGAAGCCCUCCGCCCUCCCUCAGUGGUGAUGAAUAACCAGCACACGCACAUUAGGUGGAUUUGGUUGGAUGCGAGGGGACAUGGAUCUAAAAGCUGAAGAACUUGAGGGUACUGGGCCAUUCAUUCAUCUCACUGGAUUGUGCUGCACUUAAUUACUGAGUGAGUAGCAACUUUGUUUACAUUCAUAGAAAAAAAUAAAUGGUGGCAGCUGUCAUUGUACCCCCACUUUACUCAUUGGUCUUGAGGUCAAGUGGAUAACGGCAUGACGGAACAGAUGCUGGAACGGCUUCAGGUGAUGCUCAGGCCUCAGUCACCGGCCAGAUCUGUCACGGCAGGCUGGUUUCCCUCCUCAUCACCAUACCAAGGGGUGUUUAAAGCUCCACUAAGCCCCUGAGAAGAUCAUGGGUAAUAUAUAGCUACAGCAUUUGAUGCACUGCAACCCUCCCUCCCUCACUCUACCCCCGAGCCUUAGUUGCCGUUGCUCUCUGCUGAUAUUCCCUUCAGCAAUCUGUGAAAAGCAGUGAUUCCAUGUUGGCAAGAUAGAUCGGAGCCUGCUGUGAUGGGAGCCUAACUCUGCUUUCCAUGGUGGACCGUUGUUUUUGUUUUAAUAAUCAUGCUGCUCCAUUUUACAGUUUUAUUGUUUUUGUUUUUUUUGUCAGCUGACUAGAUGUUAGAGGUUGGUCUAUAUUUCAGAAACAAGAUGAUCGUCUUGUCUCACUUUUUUUUCCAAUGUGUUUUAUAGUCGCACCGUUAGGGUCUCCCUUUCCUUUUGUCCGUAACUAUUGCACAUUUUCUGAUGUGCGUUCACUUUUCUUCUAGUGACAACUUUCUAACAUUGGUUUUAUUUAGCUAAAACAUAAAAAAAAGUCCCUCCCAUCCUCCCAAGUUUCAUAAAUUUUAAUGGCAUCCAAUGUUCUCGUGUGCACAUAGGUUAUAGAAUUGUGAGAGCGCUUUGAGUAUUCAGAAGUAAAAUAGCACAUAAAUGCACUAAAUGUCAAACUGAAGUUGUGACUCUUUGUUUUUGUUUUCUUCUUCUUCUUUUUAUCCGAGACGCGAGGAGUCUCUCCUGGAAUGUAUUGCCAAACUCAGGCCUCAAACACUUCGUAAAUACUCUUAUGGAAACGUUGUGCAUGUUAAGAUAUGAAACCAGAAGGGAACAGCAGUUUUUUUCCAUACUGUCAUAACGUUGAUGAUCCGCUAAAUUAUUGCCACUUUCACAUUUGAGGUGUUUUUACAUAUGAUAGAAUGUAUUGUAACUGUACAACAAAUUGUAGAGUGCAUAACAUUACACAUGGGAAGUGCCAAUAAUUGCAAUUUUGAAGUGUUUUUCGAUGGUCUUUUCCUUUACUUUUGUAUUUCAUCUUUUAACAUGGAUAAAGUUUUUCAUAAGUGAAGCCAUUUGUGAUGGGAGUGCUGGCAAGGACCAAAGUUGUUUUCGGGUUUAAAAAAAUGAACUUAGUUUUCCAUGAUCUGUAACUAUAGGCGUAUCCUUAUCUUUUUUUUUUUCUUUGUUUGAUUUUUUUUUUCUCUGUUUUUUUUCUUUUUUUGUUCCUAUUUACAUACAAAAUGAGAAAAUAGACAAAAAAAUCUGAGCUUACCCAAGCAGGAAAAGCUGUAUCUUGUGAUUUCAUGUCAGUACAUCAAUAUUGUGUUCAGUUUCCUUUUUCUUGGGUAUGUUGCGAUGAACUGCUGUAAAUUUGUACAGUUCAUGUAAAUUGAUUGUGCGGAAGUUGUACAGAUUUCUAUAUUUUGGAAGAAAAGUCUUUUUUUUUUUUUUGUUUUUUUCUCUGUAAUAAAAGAUUUCCUAUCUUGGCAUCAUA